CCUAUUUCCAUUUUAGUAGUAGCGAAGCCCUCGAUGUAAGAGGGUCCUUACGCGCGCUCGUGCUUUGCCGUUCCAGCUUACUUAAGUGCCCUAUAGGAAUGGUGAUAAGACUCCUGAAAAAGAGAGUGCAUCGGUGAAACAUGUGUGAAGGAGAGAGGUGGGGCCACGGCUGAUAUUUAUUUACUGCUCUGUUGAAAUUUCCGACAGCAGUGCGGCAGAAAAGUCCUCUCUUUCCCCCCCUCUCUCUCUCUCUCUCUCGUGUGUGUGUGUGUGUGUGUGUGUGUGUGUGUGUGUGUGUGUUUGAUUCUGCGUGUUUUAAGGAAAGAAGGAAGCAUACAUACAGUACUUGGAAGAGAUCAAUCUGGGACGAAGAUGGAAUUGCACUCGUUGAGAUCACCACCAGCAAUAGAGCCCUUUCACCAGCAACCGCCGUGCCCUCGCGUCCACAAAGGUCAUGGCUAUUGGUAGACGCUGCUUACUCUGCAUUGGCUCAAGGAAGCAGUCAUGCCGGACCUUACUGUUGGCCUUGAUGGGAACCUCGCUCCUGCUGUUCUUCAUCACCCAAUCUGGCAUGAAGACGCCCUUCCUUCACGGCCUCCAGCACCCAACACCGAGCCUCCAGUCCCCAUACCCGUCCAGGCGUAUCCAGGAUUAUCAAGCGGAUUCUGACGAUGUUACAGGUCAACGCGCUUUCUCCAAUGACUCCAGCGGGCUAAGCAGUGGAAGAGAGGUGGAGGUGGUGGAUGAGACGGAUCUGUUGGGAGCUGGUGCCGAGCGAAGAACAGCUGAAGUGCUGCUACAGAAGAGCACCCCAAUGGACACUCUGGAGCAGACGGUGCAAGAGAUACUGAAGACAGAAAGGCAAAUUAUAAGGGAGGCUAUGCUUGGUUACUCCUUCCAUCCUGCGCUAAAUACCAAGCGUAUAGAAGAUCUCGUGCCAAAGUAUGGGGGAAAACCUGUACGGAGUCUGGUCAUCACUACUUGGCGCUCUGGAUCCACAUUCAUCGGUGAUGUUCUGCAAAGCCAUCCAGGAACAUACUACCAUUAUGAGCCUUUGAUGGAUUUUGACAUCAAGCAAGUGCGGCAUGGGACGGCAGCCAAGCAGGCGCUGCAUAACCUCCACCAUCUCCUCAACUGUGAUUAUAGUGAGAUGGAUCAUUAUCUGAAUUAUGGACAGGGUCACCAGUGGCUCUUUGAGCACAAUAAGCGGCUGUGGCAAUACUGCAAAGCCUUCCCUCACAUUUGCUGGAGUCCUCGAUUUCUUACACCCUUCUGCAAACUGUUCCCUUUCCAAUCUCUCAAAACUGUUAGGCUACGACUCAACCUCACCACAGAAUUUCUGCAAGAUAAACGGCUUGGUGUGCAGGUGCUGCUACUUGUGCGGGAUCCUCGGGGCACCAUGCAGUCCCGACGCCACCGUGUUUGGUGCCCUGACAACCCUGACUGUGAUGAUCCAGCGUGGUUAUGUCAAGAUCUUGUCAGCGACUUCCACACUGCUAAGAAAUUCCAGACAAUGUUUCCAAAUUCCUUCAGGAUGGUACGCUAUGAGGAUCUGUCAUUCAAUGUCUACAACAUGACGAAGAAGCUGUUUGACUUCUUCCACCUGAGCUACCAUCCACGGGUGCAGGCAUUCCUUGACACACACACCAAGCAGACAAUAGGUGGGGUGUCCAGCACCUUCCGUGACUCCAAAGUUGCACCAAUUCACUGGCAACAGGACUUAUCUUGGAAGGAUGUGAAACAGAUCCAGAGUGUGUGUGGAAAAGCAUUGAGACUUUGGGGUUACAAGAUAGCCAAGGAUGAAGCACACCUCCGUUCAUUCAAUCCUGUGGGAGAAUUUAAGAAUGUAUUAUAGUAUUUGCUAAU
Messenger RNA from Portunus trituberculatus (swimming crab), 1866 nucleotides. Its product is annotated as carbohydrate sulfotransferase 5-like. The transcript has 10 exons. Bases 455 to 1855 code for a protein of 466 amino acids. Gene Ontology annotation, molecular function: N-acetylglucosamine 6-O-sulfotransferase activity. The record is from RefSeq and is a predicted model, not a curated record. Gene Ontology annotation, biological process: N-acetylglucosamine metabolic process; sulfur compound metabolic process. Lineage: Eukaryota; Metazoa; Arthropoda; Malacostraca; Decapoda; Portunidae.